Molecule: messenger RNA, 1692 nt
Organism: Oncorhynchus masou masou (cherry salmon)
Lineage: Eukaryota; Metazoa; Chordata; Actinopteri; Salmoniformes; Salmonidae
Product: biotinidase-like
Exons: 6
Coding region: 24-1637 (537 amino acids)
Molecular function (GO): hydrolase activity, acting on carbon-nitrogen (but not peptide) bonds, in linear amides
Source: RefSeq, a predicted model, not a curated record
UCCUGGGCACUGGUCAUUCCGCCAUGUCCCUCCGUGUGCUCCUGGCAGUGGUGGCUCCUUUUCUCUAUCUGUCCCCAGUAACGUUAACCCGGGCUGGGGACAGGACAGAGGGGACUCCCGGUCCAUCUUACGUGGCCGCAGUCUACGAGCACAAGGUGAUUCUGAACCCAGAGCCGCAUGUGCCUCUGUCUCGGGCCGCGGCGCUCGAGCACAUGAUGAGGAACCUGAAGGUCUAUGAGGAGCAGGCCGCGCAGGCAGCGGAACAGGGGGCUCAGAUCAUAGUAUUUCCAGAAGACGGUAUCCAUGGGUUCAACUUCAGUCGUCUAUCCAUCUCUGGUUACCUAGAGACCAUCCCUGACCCACUGACUGAGGACUGGAACCCCUGUACACAACCUGACAGACACAAUCAGACUGAGGUCCUCCAGAGUUUGAGCUGCAUGGCACGACGCUACCAACUGUACCUGGUGGCAAACAUGCCUGACCUCCAGCCCUGCCCUCUGACCUCUCAUCCCCACCUUGACUCCUCUCAAACUCCCUGCCCCCCUGAUGGGCGCUGGCAGUUCAACACUGAUGUAGUCUUCAGGUCUGAUGGUUCCCUGGCGGCUCGCUACCACAAACAAAACCUGUUCUUUGAGAAGGAAUUCGAUACCCCGCCCAGACUAGAGGUGGUGACCUUUGACACGCCGUUCGCCGGACGGUUUGGAGUGUUCACCUGCUUUGACAUCCUGUUUCACGACCCUACUGUCAGGCUACUGGAGAAGGGUAUCAGACAGAUGAUCUUCCCCACAGCCUGGAUGAAUCUGCUUCCUCUACUAACAGCGGUUCAGAUCCAGAGAGCGGUCAGUCUGGGAGCUAACGUUACUCUGCUGGCGGCUAACCUCAGGCAUGACAGCAAGGCUAUGACGGGCAGCGGCAUCUUCACCCCUAGUACUUCCCUCUAUCACCACGCCUUCCACCACCCUGGGGAGCCAGAGGAGGGGAAGCUGCUGGUGUUGAGGAUACCUGUACUGGACAGUGACUGGCUGGCAACACAGAAGCUGGGAAAGAGGCAGGGAGAGACAGGAGGACAGGGUGAAGCAAAGGGGCAGGGGGAGACAGGAGGAGAGGGUGAGGGUGAACCUCUCGCCGCUUCUCUUCCUACCCUCUCUCCCAAUCCCUCCCCAUCCCCCUCUCACUUCAUCUCCUCUAUGAUGUGUGACCCAUUCUCCUUCGUCCUGCUGCAUGGUUCAGAGGGCCAGCUGACUGUGUGUGACGGUCCUCUCUGCUGCCACCUGCAGUACCGACGGUCCCCACAGGGUGGCAAUACGGAGCUCUAUGCUCUAGGGGCAUUCGCUGGCAAUCACACAGCUGACGGACACUUCGCCUUGCAGGUGUGUGCGUUGGUCCGGUGCUCGGGGUCAGAGGUCAGCUCCUGUGGAAAGGGAGUGGAGGAGGCAGAGUCUAGAGUGGACUUCCGGUUGGAGGGGAAGUUCGGAACGCGUUACGUUUACCCAUCGUUGCUAGGUAGUGGCAUGGUUGUAGAUGGACCCGACCGGAUCGAGAAGACCACAGAUGGUCGAGUGACCAUGGAACACUCAGGGAUGUCCGUCGGACUGGUGACCGCAUGUCUCUACGGCAGGGUGUACGACCAGGACUAGGGGGCGUGUGUGUGUGUGUGAGUCUGCAAGAGAGAAAAUAAAGUAAAUCAAUGUU